Messenger RNA from Doryrhamphus excisus (bluestripe pipefish), 8824 nucleotides. NCBI's taxonomy places the organism in Eukaryota, Metazoa, Chordata, Actinopteri, Syngnathiformes, Syngnathidae. The record is from RefSeq and is a predicted model, not a curated record.
GAAGGAUUCCGGAAAGCAAACGGAACAAAGCGUCUUCAGCGGCAGUGGUGUUCAGUUUGAAGUGCCGCAAGGAUGGAGGAGCGCGACCCGGACAUGACCCAGCGCCCGGCUCGGUUCUAACGUCCCAUGGGGUCCCCCGGCGUCUAGGAGCAUCCGCACUCGUCCACGAUCAUGUUGUGGAUGUCCUUCUUGAUGAUCUUGUGCUCCUCGUUGUAGUAGAGCAUGGACAUGGCACGCAGCCGCGUCGGCACGCAGCACGAGCGCAUGUUCUGGAAGGGGCUGUAGCCCCGCAUGCGGUAAUGGCUGAUGACUGUCGAGUGGAAGGACAGCGCCGAGCCCGUGAUGCUGGCCACGUGGGACGGGCACUCGCCCUCGCAGUAGUUGGCAUGCACACGCGGACCUUCCCGUCGCACUCCAGGCCGCGCUUCCUGCGCCGCCGCAAGUCCCCGCCAUCCUCCGGCCGCACCACCGCCAUCAGGAAGGGCCGGUGGGAUUGUUCCCGUUGGCUGCUGCGCUGAGACGCGUCCCCACCAGAAACGAGCACAGGUGUGGCGCCAACGCCGGCACAGAGCGGGCAAGACACCCGGAUGCUUAACUCUGCGCCGUCCGGACGCUCCAGCAGCGCCUGGACUGCCGCCGACACCGGGAAGGUGUGCCAGCCGCUGCGUCGAGUGUCCACCGUUUUUUCCACCAAGAAGACAUCAUCCUGCGGUGAAGAUGAUCCUGCACCACGCUGGAGGAGGCGGAUGGCGACCUUGGCACGACUGCGGUUGUUCUUGGCCAAUCGCAGGAAGAGCCACACAUUGGCCUGCUCGACCAGCGACACCUCGGCGCCGCCGCCAUCCUUGGACAGCACGAAGGUCACCACAUCCCGAGCCUCACCUGAGAGACACAGAGACACGGUCAGAUGCAGGUAACCAUGGCAACACUCACGCACAGAGGCACACACACUUUCCAGAAGUCUCCCUGAGGCCUUCAGGCCGCCGUGGAGCUCAUCAGUGGUCACCUGCUUACAUAACAAUCUUUCCCUCCCUGCAAUCUCUCACUGGUGGGCGUCAUGAACACAAAUACACAAAGUCCGAGUCACGACUGGGACUCUGUGGAUGUCAGCGACGCUCUGCCGUGUCGUGUGAGAGAGCGUGUGCGGAGGCGGGCCAUUAACACAAUUUUAGCGGCUAUUCGGAGGCGAUUAUCUCGCUUACAUCACAGUCACCGUCCCUCUGUGUUCAUUCAUUGUCUCUCAGUGGACUCGUGUGCCGUGUUUGCAGCUUACAAGGAGGGUGUCAGUGAAUGCAUCCCUCUCUCCCUCUCACCAGGUCAAACUGGAGCUGGAAUGUGCAACAUGUCUGAGCGUCUGCGCAGGAAAUGUGUUUAUGUCUGAGAGUCGCACACGUGUGGUCACAGUGAUGGCGGGUAACGAUGGCAACUGUGUGUGCUUUUUACCACACGAUCGGAUGGCCUUGAACGCCUCACUGUAGGACACAUUGAGCAUGUCAGCUGACAUGAUUGCUUAACUUUUUCAAAGAGCUGAGUCAAAGUAGUAGUAGUAGUAGUACUACAAGUGCAACCUAUGCGGACACAGGGGGCGAACCUUAAGCCAGCACAUCGGGCGGAGUGUGUUGACUCAAAGUGUGUCCCAUUGUCCUGACACAAAAGAAGACACAGCAUUUGUUGUGUGUGUAUGUCACACUCACACAUGUGCAGCGGCAACAAGCUGGUUUAUGACCGUCAUCCGACUUGCAGCUAGCCACGCUGUUGCGUGCUAGCUUGUGGAAAUUGGUGCAGUUCAGUGUUGUGUCAUUCAACAUUUGGUCCUGGUCCUCAAUGGAAAAUAAGAAACCACAUGAAAAGCAUCCUGUUUUUUUUUUUUUUGGAGAAAUGAAGAGCGCCUUUUCCCUUAUUGAUGACUGUCAGGCUCAAAGGACACAAAUGCACUCCAGAGUCGACGCCCUCUCCACUUGAUUGGCACCACAUGUGAGUCGGCAGUCAUGUGCAUGUAUAUACACACGUGCACGAAGAUACACACAAGCAUACAUGCUCGCAGCGGAAAAAUGCAGGAAAAUCCUCCAUCAAACAGCUGGUAAACAAAAGUGGCCAGCAGCUUCGCCUUUUGACAAGAGGAAUGUCUUCAAGCGCCAAAUUUGCUCCUCAUCAUCUGAAAAAGAGGACUCACGCCCGAAACACAGCGGAAAAAAACAUCCAUCUCUCUGUGGCUUAUUCAUGGUGAGCUUUUCCACUCGGGUGGAUCAAAGCACAGAGACAGACGGGAUUAUUCCCAGACAGGAAAAGAAAAGAUGUUUACACCCUUUAUGUGGAAGCUACACCCAUCACAAGCAAUCAGCUCAGGCGGUUGUCACCUGUCAAUCACUGACCACUAGCAGUUAUUUAAGCACAUUGAUACUGUUAGUUGUGCAUAUUGUGAAGGUGAUCAACAUGCUAAGCUAACAGCAUGCUAUGACACCAAAAGCUGUCCUGUUGUUAACGGUCUGCUAGGAAGCUAAGGUGAAAGGUCAUGCAGGGACAGAUGUCAAGACAGACCACAAAUGUGUGGCUCUGACUGCUUUCCCAGAAACUGCAUCCAACACCUGACCAAGGCUAAGGCUUUGUUUAUUCACUUGAAAACAACCUCAGUGACUUGGUCGUUGCAACAUCCCCAUCCCGACAACCACACCCCCACCUGUGGCUGGUUGCGUCCGAUUGGUCAAGAAGAAAGACUUGCUGUUGUUUACUACGAGUGAGCCAUGACCUCAGAUAUAGGACAUCUUUGGCAGCAACUGGUGCAUCAAAACAUCCAAACAACCCAGCAGCAGGAAGCCCGGUGGCAUCACAGGAAGUGAGCGGCAGUGUGAGCGAGAGAGCGCCAAAGAAAGGAAAAAGAUGAAAGCAGGUCAGCAGGCUGAUGAGCAAAAAAGACGGCAAGUUUAUUUUUCUCCCCGGAGAGUUGCUAGUUUGAAUCUCAGCUGAGGAGCAACAAAGAGCGUCUAUGGGCUGGCCAACAUGGACGACAUGGAGCAGCUCAAAGAUGAAAGUGCUCUGUGGAAUGUCGCUAAUGAUGUGUUCAAUUAAGUCCAAUUAGCCUAAUUGUCCUCUGUGUGCCGGGUGGACACAAGCCGGGAAAGAGCAGAAGAACUGACACACACAAACACACAUUUUGUGUGUGAGCUGGUAAACGGACGUCCACAACGCCGCCAAGAAUCCAGUUGUCUCUCCUCUGGCCGUCUCCGCCGGCCCAAUUAAUUACCGAGUCCCUGAACGCAUCACUUGUCCCUGACAAAGAUGUGAGUGGCUGGGUGCAAAGUAUUCUCACGGCGGGUUGUGUUCAACUGCACAACAACACUUUUUUUUCAUAUCAGCUUCUAUUUAAAGCUCCACUCAUGGAACGCACACUCACUCGCUGUGCCCAGAGAUGUUUGAAGGACGGCGCCCUCCAGUGGACACCCUGAGCAUGACUACUAAAGCACUGGACUCGCUUGGAAACUUCAAGAGACAACAAAGAGACACCGCCAGCGUGCAAGUUAGCAGCACAAUGUCAGCCUGACCAGGCGAAGCUACUUUGGGAUAUUUAGCAUACAGUUGGCUUGUUUGAAGUCCAGGAUGCACCCUAAUCCUGCUUUUGCACUUGGGGUCAAAGGUCACCACCUGCUCUCCACCUGAGUGUUUUGAUGUGACAUACACACACAAAUCUCCGUGUUCAAGCAAAUCAUGAAAUAUUCUUUGAAAACGGCAUGGAGAUGAUCACACACUGUGUGUGUGUCUCUGUGUGUGUGUGUGCGCGCGUGUGUGUGUGCGCGUGUGCCGCCCACCGACUUCAUUCCACCUGCAUGUCUGCAUUCACACUCUCUCCCACAAACACACUCACCAGCCUCGGCAAAGGUGAUGAUCUCCGUCGUGUCUUGCGCAUCGUCAUCUCGCAUCCGAGUACCUGCUGCCACGGCCACCGCUCCUCCCCCUCCUCCUCCUCCUGCACCACCGCCCCCCCGACCUCCCCGCCUUCUCCCCUCAGGCUCCCCCUCGAUGUGCACGCUGCCGUCUUCGGCGACGCGGCCCACGUGCAGCUUGCGCAGGGCGUUGAGGAGGGCGGCGCGGGGCACGGGCCGGGUGAUGUUGGGCCGGGCCUGGAGGUGCAGCAUGUUGAGGAUGUGCCUCUUUACCGCCUCCACCACAUCCUGCUGAGCCUCCUCCUCUUCUUCGUGCCCCGCCGCAUCCUCCUGUGGCUCCGGACCCCCCUCGUUCCUGCGCAUCCGAGCCAGGGCGCAGGAUGGACAAUGGCCGUUGGAGGCGGAGUCGGGCUGCCGAUGAGGGUAGACGGUCAGGGAGCGCGGCGUCAGGUCCGAGGAUGAGUGACCGCUCUGAAGCAGCAGCAGCAGGACGGUGCAACUGAGCAGAGCGAAGACGGACAUGGUGGCGGGAAGACUCAAGUCUGAUUCAAGUUGGGAGUCGUGCAAGUUUGGAGAGCGGAAAGUUCCGUUGCCGGUGGAGGGAAAAAGUAUCAGAGAGGAAACAUUCGGGGACAGAUGGCAGCACGACGUGGAGGCGGGACGAGAAAGAAGACAAAGAAGAUGAAUGAAAGCUGCAGGAGCGACUGAAGUUAUCCCACUUCCUCUCCUCUUCCCGCUCAGCUGAAUGGAUCCUUGGCGCACUAGUUGAAUGCUUUGAGCCCAGGAGGCGGGGCCUCACUCUCUCUCCUAGCUGCUCUUGUUUCUAGCCGCCUCCCACCAUCGGUAAACCUCCCCAUCCUCUCCCUCCUGCCUGUUCGCCCGUCUCCCUUUCUCUCUCUCUCUCUCUCUGUGUGACUCACGGCGCUUGCAACUUUUACCUUCCUUCCUUUCCCAACACACCCCUCAAGCACCCCCCACCGCCUUACACCCCCCCGUCUGCCGUCUGAACUCCUGCAAUGACAUCGUCUGACUCUCUCCGUCUGUCCGUCUGCGGUUAUUUAGUGUGAGUGUGACAUCAUCUUUCCUGUGUCUGCAUCAGUGAGAUGAAGAUGUGUUUGAGGCAGAUGGCCACCCACCUUCACCCUUGUCAUUUCUUGGGAGGGCCACCGCCAGUUGACCUCCCACCCGUUGAGCCCCAAGCAGAGUUGUCCAGUGAUGCUCAACUUGUAGAUGUUCCAUACAGUACACAUGAAGGUUCUGUGAUGUUCUGGUCAAAGGGGUACAAGGGAGGUCUAAUUGAAGAAUAGAAAUGCAGGAUUCUACAAAAAAAUAAUUCAUUCUCUGGGAGAAUCUUUUGGACACAUGCAGACCUUGUGCACCAUGCAUACAUCAAAUCAAAAAGCCAUGAUCCAUUCAUGCACGAAACAAGGACAAGUCAAAAGAAAAGACCAUCAUGCCUCACUGUCCAGGGCUGCAUUGCUAACUCACCCUGGCACCCUGGCACCCUGGCACCCUGGCACCCUGGCACCCUGGCACCCUGGCACCCUGGCACGCUGUCCAUCAAGGGCAGUGGCAGUCCUUGAGUAAAAUGCCACCUUUUUCCUUAGUUUUUUUUGUGUGCCGCUUGAGUGAGGAACUGAUUGUGGGAUAGUUCUUAGGACCUACCAGGUGUUCUAGGAGGAUUUCAUCAAGACAGUCAUAGUUCUAAUGCUUUCAACGGUUUUGAUGAUGUGCUUUACGUAUGUGGUCCAUGUGGUUGAAAAGGAUAUUGAAAAAGCCAUCAGACAUCUGCUGUGAUGUCAUCAGGGUGGAAAAGUUACUUUUUGUGUGACUCGACGCUCGUCUGCACGCUCUCAUCAACAACGCGGCUGUGACGCGGCGCUCCCUGUGGUGUAUUUUAGUCAUCCAGGCUUGAUGUCUGCCCAUAAAGGAUGGACAGACUACGUGUGGGGUGAAGGACGACGGGUCAGAACACGUGAGAAGACAACUUGCGUUUCCUCCUCUCACUUGGCAGUGUUGCAGCGUCACUCUUUAACCUUUGACCUUCUCCCAAACCACCUGAUGAAAUGCAGAUGAAAGUGUGACAUCUAGUGGAUGCCAGCUGUCAUCUCCCGCAGUGACAACGUGGCAUCAGAUCGAGAACAGGAUGAAACAGGUGUAAAGGAUUUUAGGAAGCUGGUAGUGUAGUGCUUCACAUACCUGGCCUCCAACACUUUGUGAUUGACAGGUCAUCAGACCUCUCUCUUGGUUAUUGAAAGGGAAGGAUGAAGAUGUCGGGAAGACCUUGCCUCGGUGACUCGGUUUAAAAAGAAAACAAAGUUGAUAUGACACAACUUCCUGUGGAGAAUUUCCCUGUAAGAUCACCCUUGGAGAUGGAUGUUGCCACUGAUACUGACGAGUCAUCACAUGCAGUCAUGGUGACCAUAGUGCUGACCUCGUUUGCCACGCUGAUGAUGGGGGCCAUCGAUAUCCAUAACAACUCUCCUGUGUGUGUGUGUGUGUGUGUGCAUGUGUGUGUGUGCGUAGGAGAAUGCUCAUGAGGUCAGUGUGUGUCCACGCCAAAGCGCCAUAUGCAAAGUGUCCAAACAGGAGCAGGAAAUGAUGGGAGACAGCCAGAGGGGAGGAGGCGGGAGAAGGAUGCGGUUUCCCAGCCGGACUUUGUGACUCCAACAAGUCCCUCCUGGUUCUGCUCAGUGUGAUCUUGCGGGGGUCACGUUUGAUUGUCACCUGACUGAGCUCCUUUGUCCAACUCACACACAUGCACACACACUUCUGGCUCGCCAAGUGUGUGUGUGUGUUCUGUGGGUGCUGAUUCAGCGUUUGAUCAACAUAAACAUCGAACUACUUCAGAUUGUUUCUCUUCCCAGAAGAUUGUGACGUGUUUUCUUCUAGUUGACGUGCUUACGGUCACUCACCACGCCUCCUUUCUCCUCGACGCCACUCCUCACCAGCACAAGUGGGAUGACGUCAGCAUCAGGUCGACAGCCUGAUGACGUGUUGAAGACGAUGAUGGCUGAUCAGAACAUGGAGGCCAAACUAAAGAACCUGCUGAAACAGGAGAAGGUCCAGUUGUGGAAACCACCGUACACAGAUGACGAGGAGCAGCCUGGACAGCAACGACUACAGGAGCUGGCGGAGCAAUAUGCCCCCUUGCUGGGUCUUCCGGUCUCUGAGGUCGGGGGCGCUUUGGAGUCUAUCCGUCUUCAGGCGGUGAAAAGAGGCAAAAGGAACCAAACCUUCCGAGAAACCAACGUUGCCACGCUGGAGCUCCUACUGCCCCGAGACUGCAAGAAAGCGGGCACUACAGGCAAGUCCAAGACCUUCAUGGAGACCAAACUGGACGUGUUGGUGCAGGUGCUGAUGGACAGGAUCACGGAGGAGUUCGGACUCAAGUCCUUCAAACUGAUCCUAAACGGCAAAACCUUGAAUGCAGCCCAGCGUCUGGACCAGCAGGGCGUGCAGAACCACAGCAAGAUGAUGGUGCUGAAGGUGAGCGAUGCCGAGUGCGCCCAGCAGGCCUGCGAGGAGGCCGACAAGGCCAGGAACCAGAAUGAGAGCGUGCAGCGAACCCAGAGAGGAUUCCAGAUCCUGUCGGAGAGAGACGGCACAGAUGACCCUCACACCACACCCUUCCUGGAGGUGGCUGACCAGAAGGGGAACCCGCUAAAGAUCCCUCACAAGGAGAAGAAGGCACUCAUCCUGGCCAUGGGCUUCCAUGAGAAGGGGCGUGCCCUCAUGAAGAGAAAGCGCCAUGACGACGCACUGUGUCACCUUCUGCAGGCCGACCAUCACUUCAGCGAGUGCGGCUCGGCGCUGUUAGGCUCGGUGGACAACUACGGCGUCCUGCAGCUGGACAUCGUGUGGUGCUACCAGGCGUUGGAGGCGCUGUCCUGUCUGGAUGACGGGCGCGGACGUCUGCUGCGAGCUGAGGACUGCUUCCUGCGAUGUUACGGCGAGCGGCAGCAGAGGCUGCUCAUGAUCAAGGGAAACACGGGCAGGGAGGAAGCGCUGUUUCUCCGCCUGUACCUCCUGCAGAGUCUGCUGGCUUUCAUCGAGGGAAACGAUCUUCAAGCCCGGCAGCAGCUCUCCAAAGUGGAGUCUCUGUAUGGACGCUUGUGUCCCGACUCGGACAAAAUGACGGAGCUGAUGCUGCUGGGCUUCAGCGAGAGAGAAGCUCGCCUGGGCCUGAGAGCUUGUCAGGGUGACGUCCACGAAGCCGCCAUGCUCAUCAGCAACCAGAGACAGGAGCGCGAGGAGCUAAAGCAGAGGGAGCGUCAAAAGAGGAAGAACAUGAUGGCGAACGUCUCGGUUCUCACUGAGGCGGGGUACUCCAAGAAGGAUGCGGCCAGGGUGUUGCACCAAGCCAACGGAGACGUGGACAAAGCCUUUGAGAUUCUGCUGGAUGCCAGCCAGGCCCUCCAGUCCAAUAACAACAUGGAGGAGACGGCCAGUCCAGAGAAGCUGGAGCAGCUGUUGUAUUUGGGCUUCGAUAGAACGGCGUCCGAGGCGGCGCUCGCACUGACGGGCGGAGAUGUCCAAUCUGCAACUCAGCUACUUUUGGACAAUCAGGGCGUGGUCUCUGCCACCGCCACGCCCCCUUCAGAGGAGGAGCCCAGCACAUCGUCCAGCUCGACAGAUGACAGCGAGCUGGUCAACGAAGUCCUGGAGGACAUUUCCCGCCAUGAGGAGGACUACUUGGAUCUGACGCUGGAGGAGGAGAGCCAGCUCAUCGCCACCAUAAAGACCUACCUGAGCCGGGGGAGCGCACACACGGUCUAACACGCGCCGAUUGGUGAUUGGUAUUGAUUGUUGCUGAUUAUGAGGGAUUGUUAUUGAUUGUUGGUCAUUUGAUGAAGAUAACUUUAUUUUCUGAAGUAUUUUUGUUCUGUAGUAGUUUUCUUUCCAUGCCAAUGCGAAGCGAAGGCUAAUAAAGGAUGAUGGCGUCA